This is a messenger RNA of Episyrphus balteatus (marmalade hoverfly), 851 nucleotides long. It is a transcript of the gene CHMP2B, whose product is annotated as charged multivesicular body protein 2b. Bases 109 to 741 code for a protein of 210 amino acids. The transcript has a single exon. Gene Ontology annotation, cellular component: ESCRT III complex; multivesicular body. The record is from RefSeq and is a predicted model, not a curated record. Lineage: Eukaryota; Metazoa; Arthropoda; Insecta; Diptera; Syrphidae. Gene Ontology annotation, biological process: late endosome to vacuole transport; endosome transport via multivesicular body sorting pathway; protein transport.
UUGUUAAAAAAAAGAAAAACUGAUUUCAUCUGUGAAAUGAAUCAUCAGCAGCAACAGUAGUAAAUAAUUUUUUUUUAUAAAAAACAACUUUGUGGAACAAUUAAAAUAAUGUUUAAUAACUUUUUUGGAAAACAACCUACGGUAAAGGAGCAACAACGUGAAAAUGAUCGAAAUCUUCGCAAAGCAAGUCGAGAUAUCGAACGAGAACGUCGCAAACUAGAAGACGAAGAAAAAAAGCUAGAACUCGAAAUCCGUAAGAAUGCCCAAGCUGGAAAUAAUGAUGUGUGUAAAAUUCUAGCCAAACAAUUGAUCGAGAUAAGAAAGCAAAAAAGUCGAACAUUUGCUGCAAAUAGUAAAAUCACUUCGAUUGGUUUCCAAAAUAAAACAAUUGGCUCGAAUAUUGCUUUGGCCGAUGCCAUGAGUACAACAUCAAAGACCAUGGCCGACAUGAAUAAGGUAAUGCGUCCCGAAGCUAUAGCAGCUAGUAUGCGUAACUUCCAACAAGCUAAUAUGAAGAUGGAAAUGACUGAUGAAAUGAUAAAUGAUACAUUGGAUGAUAUGUUAACCGAAUCGGGUGAUGAAGAUGAAAGUAAUGCUGUUGUCAAUAAGGUGCUCGAUGAGAUUGGUAUUGAAAUAUCUGGAAAGAUGGCAAACAUUCCAUCGGCAGGCGGAGAGCUUGAAUCGAAUAAAACAUCUGAGAAGGAUAUUGCUGCUCAGUUGGCUAAGCUAAGGUCAACAUAAACCUGCAUUGUUUUUUUUCUUUAUUUUGUAGGUAUUACUUUUUUGAUGUUGUUUGUAUGGGGAAAAUUUAUGUUAUUAUGUAAAAUAAAAAAAAAACGCCUUAAUCUUUA